UCCACAUCAUAAAAAGUCUGGCUGAUAAUCUCUGCACCAGUAGAAUUCUCCCAAAGCACCUUUUUCUUCCCAAAUUUUUAAAAAAUCAAUUCAUGAAUCAGCUUAAAUAGCUUCGCUUACAUAUAACCAGAGCAAAAAUUCAAUAAAUUUCCCAUAAAACUCACGCAAUUUCCCGCCAACACAAACCAGAUGCAGAGAUGCUCUGUUUUUCUCUGUUUCGCCAUACACCUCCUUUAACUAGCCAAUACAAGGAUCAAGCUUGGCUCUUUCAACAAAAACCCAUAACCCGUCUUACAUCUCUUCAUUUCUGUCGAAACCCAGGUUUUUUCUUCGAAAAAGAUUAUGGGUAUCGAGCAAAAGUUUCAAAAUUUUUGUGUUCGAAUGGGGCAGUUACUUCCUUGGUGAACGAUGAUUUUGAGAUGGAAUUGGGCCGCCUCUUGGCGCUUUUGCCGGAAGAAAUGCGAAGAAGGGUUAGUGAGCACCCGGAGCUUUAUCAGUUAAUUGAAGUGGUUAUGGAUUUGGGUCGAAAACCUUUGGCUAGAUUUCCAUCUGGAGACUUCUUUCUGUCGGAUUGCCCAAUCACUGUCCAGGACCUUGAACAUGCUACAUCUCAGGUUGGUGAUUUUGCCAUUGACAAUCGAGCUGGUAUCAGCCGAACAUUACAUCGCAUUAGUGCUAUCAGGAAUCGAAAGGGGGCAAUUAUUGGUCUAACUUGCCGAGUUGGUCGUGCAGUAUCAGGGAGCACUAAGUUACUGCAAGACCUUGUUCAAGAUGGAGCUUCUUUGUUGAUAAUUGGUCCUCCAGGAGUGGGAAAAACCACGAUUAUCAGGGAAAUAGCUCGGAUGCUUGCAAAUGAUUUCAAGAAACGUGUCAUGAUUGUUGACACCUCCAAUGAGAUUGGUGGGGAUGGCGAUAUACCUCAUGCAGGAAUAGGUAAUGCUCGUCGGAUGCAAGUCCCUAACUCUGAUAUGCAACAUAAGGUAUUGAUUGAAGCAGUGGAAAAUCAUAUGCCACAAGUCAUUGUGAUUGAUGAAAUUGGCACAAAGCUUGAAGCAAUGGCAGCAAGCACAAUUGCACAACGUGGAAUUCAACUAGUUGCCACUGCUCAUGGAAUAACAAUAGAGAAUUUGAUAAUGAAUCCUUCAUUGGAGAUACUUGUUGGAGGAGUGCAGAGUGUAACACUAGGUGAUGAAGAAGCAAGCCGAAGAGGUGUCCAGAAAACAGUGCUGGAGAGGAGAGGGCCUUCAACAUUCACUUGUGCUGUGGAGAUAAUUUCUAAGACUGAGUUGCGAGUUCAUCGUAGCCUUGAAGCGACAGUUGAUGCCAUUCUCUCAGGUCGUGUCCCAAAUGUUGAAAUUCGCAGGAUGCGCUGUGAUGGGUCAACAGACACUGUGUUGAAGGAAACAUUCAGUGUCACAUCCUCUGACCAGAAAGAUGUGAUAAUAGACGAAGACGAUCUAGAGAUGACAGAAGAAAUAACAGGCCAUAAUGAUUUCAUGUCUGAGUUUCAUCAAAACGUUGAAGAAGAUUCUUUGGAAGAUGGAUUUCCACUUCGCCUGUUUGUCUAUGGGAUUCUGGAGGCAAGCAUAAUGCAAGGAAUUAAACAGUUGAAAAUGGAUUCUACAGUUCGACUAACUGAUAAUAUCGGUGAAGCAGAUGCAUUACUUGCUUUGCAGUCUAAGCUCAAGAAGAAUUCCCACAUUCAAGCAGCUGCCAAAAAUCUCCAUAUACCCAUUUAUGUAACGAAGACAAGCUCAUUGGUGCAGAUAACCAAGGCCAUACAGGCACUAGUAGAUGAUCAUGCUAACGGAUUAAAGGAUCAUGGAUCAGAAGACAAGAUUAACCUUUCAGAGAAGAUUGAUGCCCUUGAGGAGGCAAGAAUAGCCAUUGAGCAGGUUGUAAUUCCGAAGGGGCAAGCUGUGGAGUUACUGCCAAGGCCAUCCUACAUUUUGUCCCUUCAAAUGGACCUCAUCCGGAAGUACCAAUUACAAUUCAAGCGAGUCAGUAAAGAGCCACAGGAACGUCUCCGUAUUUUGCCAUUUCAGUCGAAGCUGGAUGAACCCAAAAAUGGUGAUGAAACAGCUGAUCUAGAUUUCUGCUCUGAUGACUUUAUCGGCUCAGGAAGCGACUUGAAUGGCUCUCUCUAUACUGUGGACAGAUUACCUCUCCUGCCUGACUAGCCUUUACAAUGUUGCAUAUACUGCGAUUCAUUGAUAUAUGAUUGAUUAUAGACUCUUAUCUACCAUUUCAGGUUUUUUCUAUUUGAUUGGAAGACCAUGUUCUUAAUUGAUUAAUAAGAGAAAACUGAUGAAUAUAUGAACAUGGUUAUAUUUUCCAUCGAAAA
Molecule: messenger RNA, 2344 nt
Organism: Mangifera indica (mango)
Lineage: Eukaryota; Viridiplantae; Streptophyta; Magnoliopsida; Sapindales; Anacardiaceae
Product: protein SEEDLING PLASTID DEVELOPMENT 1-like
Exons: 9
Coding region: 198-2180 (660 amino acids)
Molecular function (GO): ATP hydrolysis activity
Source: RefSeq, a predicted model, not a curated record